AUGGCCACCCCAAUUCCCGCCCACGAUCCUCUGAAGAGUGACGAGGCCAACGAUGCCGGAUGGGAAGCCGGCAAAGGAGGCCUCGUCGGUGCUGCCAAAUGGGGCGUUGGAGCGGCAAUCCUGGGUGGCGCGGCGUAUUUCUGGUCGCCAGUCUACCGCAAGACGACCGUCCAGUUCAAAGUUUAUGUCCAAAUGUCAGCAAUGGUUCUUGGAGGCAUGAUCGCAGCAGAUCAGCGCCUGAGGCAAUAUGAAGCUCAGGUAAGAGCUCAACGAAGGUGGCUGAGGGAGAAGGCAAAGUGGGAUAGGUACGAGCAGGAGGUUGCACAGAACAACAAUAAAUGA
This is a messenger RNA of Trichoderma reesei QM6a, 342 nucleotides long. RefSeq lists its product as uncharacterized. The record is from RefSeq and is a predicted model, not a curated record. The transcript is spliced from 2 exons. NCBI's taxonomy places the organism in Eukaryota, Fungi, Ascomycota, Sordariomycetes, Hypocreales, Hypocreaceae. The coding region runs from base 1 to 342 and encodes 113 amino acids.